AUGGUGUCGAAGUGUUGUAACCAUACUCGUAAGCUACACAUCAGGCCUACUAAGCUACGAUCUACCAUUACUCCUGGUAGCGUACUUAUCCUAUUGGCUGGUCCUUAUCGUGGUAAACGUGUUGUAUUCCUUAAGCAAUUGGACUCUGGUUUACUCUUGGUUACUGGUCCUUUCCGUCUUAAUGGUGUACCUCUUCGUAGAGCUAAUCAAGCCUAUGUUAUUGCUACUUCCACUAAGAUUGAUAUCUCUAAGGUGAAUACUGAUAAGUUUACUGAUGAGUAUUUUGCCAAGUCGAAGGAUGAGAAGCAUACUGGCAAGAAGACUGAAGAGGAGUUCUUUGCUCUACAGAAGGAUGGAUCUCAAUUAUCUGCUCAGUUUAUUGCUGAUCAGAAGGAGAUGGACAAAUCUCUAAUGUCUGUUAUUGCUAAGGAUAAGAUGAUGCCUCGUUAUUUGAGGUGCCGUUUUACUCUCAGUAAUG
Molecule: messenger RNA, 478 nt
Organism: Perkinsus marinus ATCC 50983
Lineage: Eukaryota; Perkinsozoa; Perkinsida; Perkinsidae
Product: 60S ribosomal protein L6, putative
Exons: 2
Biological process (GO): cytoplasmic translation; ribosomal large subunit assembly
Cellular component (GO): cytosolic large ribosomal subunit; ribosome
Molecular function (GO): structural constituent of ribosome; RNA binding
Source: RefSeq, a predicted model, not a curated record